Meriones unguiculatus (Mongolian gerbil) is the source of this 1982-nucleotide messenger RNA. It is a transcript of the gene Ca5b, whose product is annotated as carbonic anhydrase 5B. Gene Ontology annotation, molecular function: carbonate dehydratase activity; zinc ion binding. The transcript has 8 exons. Gene Ontology annotation, cellular component: mitochondrion; cytoplasm. NCBI's taxonomy places the organism in Eukaryota, Metazoa, Chordata, Mammalia, Rodentia, Muridae. Bases 161 to 1114 code for a protein of 317 amino acids. The record is from RefSeq and is a predicted model, not a curated record.
GGCGUGGCGCAGGCGCCAAGGGGCGAGGCCUUGACGGACCUUUGCGAGUCGCAGGUCCUGGGAAGCUAACUUGCAAGUGGCACUUGUUAAGUGUUGUUGGAGAAACAUUCAGGUUUUUUAGACUCCCUCGAGGUGUUUUGCCACUGGUGGAUAUUCCAAGAUGACGGUGAUGAGUCACCUGAGAGUGAUUCUGCAAGCAUCUUCAUGUACAUUGCUAUGGAGAAGGUUCCGGGUUCUGAGGUCUAUGCCAGUGAGGUCCUGCAGUCUCUACACUUGCACUUACAGAACCAGGAACCGAGCCUUACCGCCACUCUGGGAGAACUUGAACCUUGUUCCUGCGGGUGAUCGUCAGUCACCCAUCAACAUCCGAUGGAGGGACAGUGUUUAUGACCCUGACUUAAAACCACUCACCAUCUCAUAUGACCCGGCCACCUGCCUCCACAUCUGGAAUAAUGGGUACUCUUUCCUCGUGGAAUUUGAAGAUUCUACAGAUAAAUCAGUGAUUGAGGGAGGACCCCUGGAACACAACUACAGACUGAAGCAGUUUCAUUUUCACUGGGGGGCCAUUGAUGCUUGGGGCUCUGAGCAUACCGUGGACAGCAAAUGCUACCCAGCAGAGCUGCACCUGGUACAUUGGAAUGCAGUCAAAUUUGAAAAUUUUGAGGAUGCAGCACUGGAAGAAAAUGGUUUGGCUGUGAUAGGUGUGUUUCUAAAGCUAGGUAAACAUCAUAAAGAACUACAGAAAUUGGUAGACACUUUGCCAUCAAUUAAGCACAAGGACACCCUGGUGGAGUUUGGCUCAUUUGACCCCUCCUGUCUGAUGCCUACUUGCCCAGAUUACUGGACCUACUCUGGGUCUCUCACUACUCCGCCCCUCUCAGAGUCUGUUACCUGGAUCAUUAAGAAGGAGCCAGUAGAGGUUGACCAUGAUCAGCUUGAGCAGUUUCGGACCCUGCUCUUCACUUCUGAGGGAGAGAAAGAGAAAAGAAUGGUGGACAACUUCCGGCCACUUCAGCCACUGAUGAAUCGCACUGUCCGCUCAUCCUUCCGCCAUGAUUAUGUGCUCAAUAUGCAAGUGAAGCCCAAGCCAACAGCCAGCCAAGUCACCCCCUAAGAUGUUCAUAUUUAGGCAGCAUCUUGCUUUAAUGCAUAUUAGCUUAAAAUUUUAACUAGAUUAUUUUAGAAUACUGCACUUAAUAAUGCUUAUAUAUAUAGAUAUACAUUUAACUACAUUAUUUUAGAACACUGCACUUAAUAAUGCUUAUAUAUUACAUACAUUUAACUACAUUAUUUUGGAACACUGCACUUAAUAAUACAUAUACAUAUAUAUAUAUAUAUAUAUUUCUGUGUUUUUUUUUCCCCCUUUAUUUUCUGUAACAACAUUUCAAAAUUCCUGUUCUUGUAAAGCAAAGACAGGGAGACAAAACAAUAAAAACAAAAACCAAUACCCAAAUAACAUCAAGUUACCUGAGGUUACCCUUUCUUGUGACAGGAUUAAGGCAGAGGACUCUUUAUUAGCUGUUAAAUCUCUCUAAUCUCUGUUUCUUAGAAAGUCAGAUAAACAGUUUAGUUUCCCUUUGGUGACAUGGAAGUUUAAUGUUAGUGCCCAAUCUUGAUUUUUUUUUCCCCUUGUUUGGGCCUAAUAGAGGAGCUUAACCUACAACAAGAAGAUCUUGUGAAUUUUAUUUAACAAUGCCCCCUUUUGUUCAAAUUGUUAAAUUGUCUCAUCUUUCAGUAUUGGUCCCACUCUUAGCUACUUACCAUCAUUUGGACCUGCCCAUCUCAAAAUGGCAGUCAAAAGUUAGGUGUGCAUUUAUUGGUUUCAGAGUAUUUCAUCUGUCUUUUUUAAUUAUUAUUAUAAAGUCUCACUGUGUAUCCCUGGCUGUCUUGGAACUCACUGUGUAAAACAUUCUAGCCUUGAACUCACAAAAAUAUGUCUGCCUUUGCCUGCCAAGUGCUAGGAUUAAAGGCUUGUGCCACCA